AUGGCUGCCCUAAAAGAGGAAGACUCCCUUCAUCUGGAGACCGUCCAUUCCGAAAAGGUUGGAGAUGUGGAAAGGAGUGAACGGCCCAUCCAUGUUUCGGCAACUGAGGAGGCCCUUAUACGCAAGAAGAGCUCAAACAGUGCAGGAAAUAUCGGCAAUGCCAAAACCGCUGGUCUCGACAAAGACCUGGGAAUCAGUGAUUCGCAGUGGGCUUGGGUCUUGAACGCUUUCUACAUCUCUUAUGUGCUCUUCGAAUGGACGACCGUCUUCUGGAAACUCUUUCCGGCCCACAUUUAUGUUACUUGCUUGUGCAUCUGCUGGGGUGCUGCUGCCAUGUGUGCAGGGGCCGUUGACAAUAUGGCCGAGUUGAUUGUCUGUCGGUGCCUGCUGGGCGUCUUCGAGGCCGCUUUCGGCGCUGGCGCCCCCUACUUCUUGUCGUUAUUCUAUCAACGACGAGAGCUCGGGUUUCGUGUCUCGAUUCUACUAGGCAUGUCUCCUAUCGCCAAUUGCUUUGCCAGCUCACUCGCCUACGGCGUUACGCAUAUCAGACACUCGACCCUUGAAUCAUGGCGGUUUCUCUUCAUCAUUGUCGUCUUCUUCUUCCUCCCCGACUCCCCCGGCACCGCGAAGUUCCUCUCCGAAUCAGAGCAAACCACGGCCGCGGAGCGCCUGCAUACGGUCGAUCGCACAGCCAAAAACAAACUCGACAGACACCAGGUCUUCGCCGGAUUGACCGACUACAAGAACUAUGUACAUACCCUAAUCCACUUCUGCUGCAACUUCUCGUUUGCAGGCCUCUCGAACUUCCUCCCAACAAUCAUCCAGCACAUGGGGUAUACGUCCAUCAACGCCCAGGGUCUCUCGGCACCCCCUUACUUUGUCUCGUUCUUGUUUUGCGUGGUAGCCGCAUUACUUUCCGACAGAUAUGGACGGAGAGGGCUUGUUAUAGUGUUCUUUUCGACAAUCGGGAUGAUCGGCUACUUGAUCCUUGCGGCGGUCCAAGAUGAGAACAAGGUCUGGCCACGGUACCUCGGCGUCUGGCUGGCAACAUGCGGCGUCUUUCCUGCACUAUGCAUCAAUAUCACCUGGUUGCUCAACAACCAAGGUGGCGAUUCGAAGAAAGGCGCCGGCAUGGCUUUACUGGCCGUGUUUGGACAGUGUUCGAGUUUCGUCAGUAGCACUGUCUUUCCUGAUUCCGAAGGUCCAAUCUAUAUCCGCGGCUGUGCUAUCGGGUGCGCUUUGACGGGUUGCAUUGCGCUAAUGGCAGGGGGGCUGUAUCUGAAGUUGAGCUAUGAGAACAAGAUACGAGACAGGCUUUAUGGGCCGGUUACUGACGAUGUCCGCAUUGAUGUGACAGCAGAGGGUGAUGCGAAUCCCCGUUUUCGGUAUUUGGUCUAG
This is a messenger RNA of Aspergillus nidulans FGSC A4, 1398 nucleotides long. RefSeq lists its product as uncharacterized. Gene Ontology annotation, biological process: transmembrane transport. Gene Ontology annotation, molecular function: transmembrane transporter activity. Bases 1 to 1398 code for a protein of 465 amino acids. NCBI's taxonomy places the organism in Eukaryota, Fungi, Ascomycota, Eurotiomycetes, Eurotiales, Aspergillaceae. The transcript is spliced from 6 exons. Gene Ontology annotation, cellular component: membrane. The record is from RefSeq and is a predicted model, not a curated record.